Molecule: messenger RNA, 441 nt
Organism: Lactuca virosa
Lineage: Eukaryota; Viridiplantae; Streptophyta; Magnoliopsida; Asterales; Asteraceae
Source: the annotation of a GenBank genome assembly
UGCAUUCUUUUCUAACCCACUCUUGUUCUACUCAACUACUUCAUUUAGGUUCUAUUCCCUCAUCAUAAUGUCGAGCAGACGAUCCGCAGGAACUCCAAGGAUCACAGACGAUCAGAUCAUAGAACUCAUCUCCAAACUGCAACAACUUCUUCCUGAGCUUCGAAAUCGUCGUUCCAACAAGGCAUCGGCUUCAAAGGUGUUACAAGAGACGUGUAACUACGUGAGAAGCUUGCAUAAGGAGGUUGAUGACCUUAGUGAUCGUCUAUCACAGUUAUUGUCCACCAUUGAUGACAGCAGUCCUCAAGCUUCCAUCAUUAGAAGUUUAAUUAAUUAACUAAUUAAGUAUAAGUAUAUAGAUAAGUACUUCAAUUAUUUCUUAAAUAUUAGUCAUAUGGAUAUUCCCUGUUUGACUGUUUCCAAUCCAUAUCUUUGUAUUUGAUC